Messenger RNA from Rhipicephalus microplus (southern cattle tick), 4867 nucleotides. RefSeq names its product Tetraspan membrane protein in hair cell stereocilia (gene Tmhs). Lineage: Eukaryota; Metazoa; Arthropoda; Arachnida; Ixodida; Ixodidae. Gene Ontology annotation, cellular component: plasma membrane. Gene Ontology annotation, biological process: sensory perception of sound. The record is from RefSeq and is a predicted model, not a curated record.
GCAUGUGGGAGGCUACCUACCUGGACAGCGAAGCCGCCAUGUUGAGGAGGGGGAUGCUACCUCCUCGCUGGUGUCGGCAAGUUCCCUCUCUUCCUCAUCCGUGCCCCUCUGAGCGCAGUGGCGGCGGAGGUGGCGUUUAAUCCCGAGUGUGAGUUCACGGCGGUGUGGCGGUGCGUUUCGGUUUCCCCUCCAGCUGUCUCUGUCCUUCGCCCGUUGCGCGCCAGCGUGCCAGCGCAUUCUUCGGGGACGACGAGGUUCAACUGCGCCGUGCGAGCUUGCGCACAAGACCUUGCGGGCCGUGCCGGCAGCGUUUCGCCGACGUUUCGGAUUGUGUGCGAUGAGGCAGCGGCGGUGAGGAGAGGAAAAAGAAGACGACGCCGUCGUCCCACGAUUGUGCGGUGCGCUGCUCCCCCGGCGAGCGACGAGCGUUGAGAGACGGUCGUGUACUGCGAGCAGCAGCGGCAUUCAAGACGGCGGCGCUUAAGCCUAAAGCGAUCGAAGCGGGCGCGAUCAUGGAGCCCAAGUACGAGUACGCGAGCGAAUUGAACCUCUACCAGGCCAACUACAUGCGCAACUCGAAGGCCAUCGGCGUGCUCUGGGCAGUGUUCACCAUCUGCUUCGCCAUCAUCAACGUGGUGGUGUUCAUCCAGCCGCACUGGCUCGGCGACACCAAGGAGUCGCGCGGCACGGGCCACUUCGGCCUGUGGCAGUACUGUCACCUGAUCCAAGACGGCCAGGACGUGACGUGCCAGGGCCGACUGGACGACUUCAGCUCGAUCCCGUCGGCGGCGUUCCGCGCGGCCACUGUGUUCGUCGGAUUAUCGGUUGUCAUGGUGUUGUUGUGCAUCUGCUGCAUGCUGCUCUUCUUCGUGUUCCACUCGUCAACUGUGUUCCACAUCUGUGGCUGGAUGCAGGUCUUCUGCGCUGUGUGCAUGGUGAUCGGCGUGCUCACCUUCCCGGCCGGCUGGGACGUGUCCGUGGUGCGAGACGUAUGCGGUCCCGAGGCUGGCGACUACGACCCGGGCCAGUGCGGCAUCCGCUGGGCCUACAUCCUCGCCGUCAUUGGUGUCGCCGACUGCGUCGUCCUGGCGGCGCUCGCCUUCGUGCUGGGCACGCGAUACGUCAAACUGCUGCCCGACCAGUACAUCUCCAACGGAUCCGUCUACAAGGGGGAGGUGAACAGCGCCUUCAUGGCAGACAACCAGUCGACAGCGUCGCGCAAGUCCAUGAAUCUGCAACCCGUGAUGCUGAUGCCUCAGCCAGGCGGCGGUCUGGUGCCGUCUCAGCACGAUGCCGACAGGUUCUCCGAAUACUCGCACCGGACGACGCGCUCCAAGGGCGGUCAAAACGCCGCCCCAAACUACCGCUCCGAGUACUCCACGUCCAUGCACAACUUCCAGCUGUAAAGAGUGUGUGCCUGCUGAGAACACGCGUCGCGCAGCCAUCGUGGUCACUGCAUACAAAUGACGCGCGGUGACACGGAGAUCACUGAGCUUCAGGUAUGAGAAACCAGGCGGCACCAGAGGAAUCGUCUAAAUGUAUAAGAUAGGUUCACGGUAACUAUGCUUAAGAAUGCCUGCGCCAACGGGCGUAUUAUUCGGGGCACGAAGCAGCGAUCAUUACUGAAAGUAAAAUGUUCUCCCAGCGGCAAGCCGUGACGUGAUAAGUACGCGUGUCUUACUAUUGUGCUGUGCACUUCAGUCCGGCACCCCAUAUAAGCAUUGAUGUUCUGCGCAUCUGUCUUCACUGCUUACAUCUACAAAGAAAAUCGUCCAGUAAAACUAAAUAAGAAAGCUUCCUGGAAAUCCCAUCUGCAAUCAGCCGAAGAUGGACCCGGCCAGGAAGUGGCGUUAUGGCAGCUGCAGCUUCGGCGUCCACGUGCUCGUCGGUGUAUGUGGGAAAAUGAAUGCGUCAUGCUACCAGGUCACAACGUACUUGACAAUUUCAUUAUCGGUUGCCGGCAAACCACGCUGCUGCCGCAGCGAAAAUGUAGUCUCUGCCCUGGUAUCAGGACUGACAGCACCGGCUUCGGCAUCGACGUGUACGUCACUAACGGCGAAAAGAUUUGUACCUCGUUCAAUGCACGGUGCCGCACGCCUCUCUCAACUUUUUUAUCUCCCGGCUGCGCCUAGUUUAGUAAAGUGUACGUCAUUUUCCUGGUAAUCAGCGCGAAGAAAGAAGCUCCGGCGCCGACUUGCGCACACACCGACAGCGACGACAGAAUUGCUGCGUCAUGCAUGUUAUCUACCAUAGGUCUCCUUCGUUUUCUUCGGCCAUUCCUCGCCGUUGGACCGCAAGCCUGUUUGCCGACUCAGGCGGUAUAUGCCCCCGUGUGUGUGUGUGUUCUGAUUCCUCCCCGCCGCUUCGCUCUGCUCCCCAGUGUGUUUGCUGUGUCGCAAAGACUGCAGACCACGAGUGUUUCCGUGCAUGUUGUGGGUCCUCCAGGUCCUCAGAACUGAAAAGAAAACGAGGUCUGGAGGGGCACGAACUUGUAUACUGACUGCCCGUUCCGCACGGUAUGUUCGUGUUCUGUUGCUUUUUUUUUUCAGUGUUACGGCGUAUCAUGAAAAAUCAAUAUCAGAAGGCAAAGCAAGAAGGACGGCGCCCGCUCGCAAUCCACUUUUCGUUGGAUUGGCCCGUGGCGAAGGAAGCCGCUGCCAACAAGGUCACUGUAGAAGCACCGGCUGAUGGCACACCUUAAUAAAGGUUCCAACUACGUGUAUGAGGGAAAAAUACAGACACGUUAAACAAAAAGAGAACAUCAACUCGGAGAAGGUUGAACUGUGCUUACUUUGACUGCUAUAUUCGUGUCAGUAAAAGAGUGUCGCUUCAAGGUGAGUUCAUUUCGUAUUCAUUAGAUUGAAUUGACUUUGUACUGACAGGUAGACGUAAGGAUGCUACGGCCGGAGAUGAAGAUUUUCAAGCCUUGAUUCGCUUUACAUAAAGCUUGAAAUAUGGCAAUGCAUUCAAUGAGUGCCUGUUGCAGCCCCAAGUAAAGAAAGAAAAAAACGUGGUAUUUGUAGGCGUUGAAACGGCCAGAAUGUUGCUACAGCGUGUCAGCUUCUGGCGUUAUGAUAACUCCUACUGAUCGAAAAGAAAUCGGGCCUUUUAGUACCACUUGCGAAAUGCUAAAAGAGACACAUGAAGGCAAGUAUCGGACUACAUAAGCAUUGUACGCGCGAUUAUCUGGAGUCCCAUAUACAAUGUUUACUGCGUAUAGUUUGGUUUUCUAGAAGUGUCUGUAGCCCUGUCGUUUUUCAGAAGCGGCUACCUUUGCAAUAAAAAGUAUUUUGUGUGUCUUUUGCUACGACAACACGUCAUUAGUGCUUCUAGUGCGCUUGGAUAUGAUUUGUCAUUACGUAGACCUUGUGAGAACAGAAUCACGUUGUCUAUACCGGGAAAGCUGAACUACCAUGCUUAGACUGGUCAUCGAUAAUGUAAAAAACUGCUCUAGUAUAUUCGUAUUUUGCUAAGUGAGUGCAUGAAUAUGUUAGAGCGUUGAUAGUGCUGUAGAAUACCCAGAAUGAUGAAACAUUUAAGAAACACCGACGUCUGGAUUGUAUGGUGCUUUCUUUAUCAGUUGUACAGAUUCACUGAUAUUGGCGGGAAAAACCUUACAUUCUGUUAUGCUUCUUUGGAAGCCACGUAAACUGUUAGGCGUGCUUUAUACGUGCGAGUCAUUUGAAAUGAGAGACAGCACAUUGAUGCUAUGUGUAUGCAUACAUAUCUAUAGCUGUAAGGAAGAAAAGAAAACUAACAUGACAGAAACUGUCGGAUGAGUGUGAUCAAGUGCACAAAAAUUUGACAGAAAUCUCACAAAUGGUGUACUUAAACACCCUCCAUAUUGAAGCGGCGUCUCGUGACAAGUUACAACACACUUAUUUAUUGCAGAUGCGAAAACACUUAUAAGCACGGCUCUCUGUGUAAGUCAAGCGUCUGUUAAGAAAACAAGGUUAAAAACCGUUUAGAAUCGGGCGAUGUCCUCAAAUGUAUUACUGCAUAAUACAUGUUCUUCUGCUAUUGUGAAAUAAUUCACGCAACAUUCCGUGCAGGUAGGUCACAAUGCACUACCAGAUUUUUUUUUUAAUGAGACUGUAAUGUUGACCUAAUUUAGUUGUUCAGUGCUCGCCGGUGUUUUUUUUUUUUUUGUCCUUUCAUAUCCACUACUUUCUCUUGUAGGCAUGAAUGCAUAUCUUUGUGUAUCUGUCCAUUGUAAAAUAUCACAUCACAUUAUUGAACUGAGCACUUCAUCGUAAAACAGUGAUCACAAGCACAAGACCUAGAAUAAUCUUUGCCAAACGCCAGCAAACAACACAGCGUGUAGUAAGUUGUGAACUGUUGCAUCGCUUUCGUGUCCGUAUACAUACGUACAUACACUAGAUAGUGUCUCGUAGUGGCCGGCGUAGCUGCAAUGAACUUAUUUGGGCCAGGCCGCAAGUCUUCCAAAAGUAGAUUGAGCCCGUCGACGUGCGUGUGGGCACAAAAUGUGUAAACCAACGUGGCCAAAGAAUUGUGUUACGCAGUACAUAGACACCACGAGCGUGCUUAUUACCUGCUUUUUGUACAUGCUGCGAAGACCGUUACAUAGAGGGGAAAAAAAAUCAUCUACAACUUCGUAUAGCUCAGCAAACACACACGCACGCGCACACACACACACCUCAAUCGUAACACACGCAUUUGGAAUCUAAACGGAGAUAUGUGUAAGACGAAGAGCGAAGAGUAGUUGUCGAUACUCGUACAAGUAUAUUUCUAGAGAAAAUGUGAAUUAAUACAGUAAUGUGAGUGUAGUUGUGCUUUUUUGUUAUUGUAUACUAAUGUACUUCUGCGCCAUGACUCUCGAAAUAAUAAAGUGUUUUAAAGAAUCGGA